Eruca vesicaria subsp. sativa (arugula) is the source of this 1695-nucleotide messenger RNA. The record is from the annotation of a GenBank genome assembly. Lineage: Eukaryota; Viridiplantae; Streptophyta; Magnoliopsida; Brassicales; Brassicaceae.
AUGAAUCUUGAAAACUUACUAGUGGAGCAAGAAACAAAAGGUCAACUAAGUGUAGCGGAACUUCUUGAUCACCAUCGCCGUCUAAACCGCCAUCAAUUGCAACACCAAGUAAGUCAAAACUCAUCUAUAGAACUGAAGGAUGAUAAGAGCCAUCAAGAAGAGAAGAGUGACUUGCUAAGGAAGAAACAAAAACUUCGUCUUCAAAGAGAUGUUAUGAAAAUGCAAGGAGAGCUAGAGGAGGAGCAAGCACUCAACAAGGCUUUACGUGGUAUACUUCGUGGUCCUGUCAUGUCUCAGCCUCGUCUCUCUUUACUGCUUCUUCCUCCUCAGGUUCAAGAUAUAAUAGAGGAGCUUGCUAUUGUUGAGGCAGAGAUACUCUGCCUCGAGAAACAAAUCCAAGACCUGAAACAUGAUGUGUAUACUGAGAGGAGGCAUAAUCAAGAACUUGAAGCCAAAUUUGAUGAAAGACAAGAGGAGAGGAUGAUGAUGAUGACUCCUAAGAAACUACUACAAAGACAGAAUCAUCUUCCUUGGGAACCUGACAAUAACAUCACAAAGAUGAGACCUAAGGAUCUAAAACAAAGAUCCAGGUUACAGGGUUGUGAAGAUCCUCAUGGUUUCAAGGAUAUUCUUCAAAUGAGCAAUCCCUUCUCACCAAGAGCACGUUCUUCGACUUUUUCUGAUAGAACAUCAUCAAGAAUAAUGCAAGAUAACAAUAAAGUGCAAGAGACCACACCAAAUGGAGUAUCAGAAGAUCUGUUGAAGUGCUUGAUGGGAAUCUAUUUGGAACUCAAAAAGUUAUCCCGUGAGCGAGAAGGGUCAAGAACGGUUUCAAAGCUGAGCCUCUCACACUUGAAGAACGCUUCUUUCAAACGCAAAUCGGUGUUUGGUCAGAACGCAUCAAAUCUUGAUCCUUAUGGAGUUGUGAUGGGGACUUCUCUCAGAGAUAUUGGAGAGUACAAGAACUUCAUCCACAUUACUCGAAACUGCAUUGAUGUUAGCCGUCUAUCUGAUUGCUCAACUUCUCUUGUCAACUUAAGGGUUAUGAAGGAGAAGCUGAGCAAAGUUGAUUUAAGUUUCUUGAAUCACAAGAAAAAGAUGGCGUUCUGGAUCAAUACCUACAACGCAUGCGUCAUGAAUGCAUUUUUGGAACAUGGACUACCUUCAUCAAAGGAGAAACUACUAACCAUUCUCAAAACGGCAACCGUUGACGUGGGAGGAACGCAACUCUCUGCCCUAGAUAUUGAAGGAACCAUCUUGCAUAGUCCAUGCGAACCCAUGGAAACUGUAAGUACUGAUGUACACAGACGGUACGGAUUCAGGUGUGUAGAACCAAACCUAAUGUUCGUGCUUUGUCGUGGAGAUUGGUCUUCACCUGCAUUAAGAGUUUAUACAGCAGAAGAUGUGGUGAAGGAACUAAUCAAAGCGAGAACUGAGUAUUUAGAAGCUUCCAUAGGUAUCACCGGGAGGAAAAAGAUUGUGAUUCCGAGAUUCUUGCACAAGCGUCUUCGAGAUUUUGCAGAGGAUGAAGGGACAUUAGUUGAGUGGAUAUGCAGCCAACUACCACCAGGACAACGUAACUUGCAGCUCAAGGAAACGGCGAUGGAGUGGUUGAAUAAGCAAAGUGUGUCGUCUUUGAACAAAUUAAUAGAAGUGAGGCCUCACGAAUACGAGUUUCGUUAUCUCUUACAUUAA